Molecule: messenger RNA, 5736 nt
Organism: Cynara cardunculus var. scolymus (artichoke)
Lineage: Eukaryota; Viridiplantae; Streptophyta; Magnoliopsida; Asterales; Asteraceae
Product: DDT domain-containing protein PTM
Exons: 9
Coding region: 295-5610 (1771 amino acids)
Source: RefSeq, a predicted model, not a curated record
GUGCUGUUGUUGACCCCCCCCUCCAGUCGUGUACGCCAUUCGACUCGAUUCGGUACGACAUAGCUGAUCGCGAUCUGGCUCAAAACUCUCUCAUCCCAUCUCCAACACCUCCAUCUUUUUCCUACUUCUAGAGAGAGAGAGAGAGAGAAGCCGUCCAGUUAGUUCGUCGACUCAUGCAUUUCUGGAGGGUGAUAGUUGUUGGUGCAAAUCUAUUUCAUCCUGCUAUAAAUACUAGGGAAGAGAGAAUUGUGGUCAAGUGGUUUUAUGACUUAUGAGGAUUAGUUCUUUGAAGAAAUGGAGUUUGUGGGGAGAACAUUGAAGAAAGAAUUUAGAGGAUUUGGGGUUUUCUCCGGAGUAGUGAAAUCCUACGAUUCCGCAUCCGAGUUCUUCGAGAUCGGCUACGAAGAUGGUGAUUCGGAAGAAAUUGAAUUCUCCGAGUUGGCUGCUCUUUUGGACGUAGACGGAGUUCUUAGGGAUCAUUCUCCAUCUCUGCUGGCCAAUAAACCGUCUAGGGUUGGGAGAAGACCUAAGAAGAGGCGGAGGGUUCUUGGCUCAUCAAAUUCAGGUAAUGAAAAUGAUUUUUCAUCUUCUCUUGGUAAUGCGGUGACGAUUGAUGAUAGUAAUUUGGAUACUGUUGUAGAUGGGGAAUUAAGGAAUGAAGCCAUUAUUGUUGAGAAAUUGACUAAAAAUAUGGACUUUAGCGGUAACAAUAACAACAAUAUUAAUAGUAGUUGCAAGAAUGCGAAUUUGAAAACUGGUGGUUUGGAAUUAAACUGCGGUUUGAAUAGUAAUGCGAAGGGAAAUGAUGAUGGAAUUGACUUGAAUUUGGAUUUGAAUGAAGAAAACCGUUGGGAAUCAAAAAAGGGGGACGAUUUAGUGGAUAAGUCUAUCAUGAAAGAGCGUUGUUUUGACUUGAACAUGGACUUCGACGAUGUUCAUAAUAAGAAUCAAGAUGUUGACCCUGACGGGUGUCUGAAGGGGAGCCAUGGAGAAAGUCAUAAGAGAGAACAUUCUGGCGGAGAAGUUGAGGGAACUCAGAUUGAAGGUGCUGCACUGAAUGAUUCCCAUUUGGAAGUUUCUGGUGGUACUGAUCUGCAGGGAAAUCUUUCAGGCACCGGUGACAUUGCAGUUGAAAGUCGUGGAGCUUUGGGUGCUAAUUUCUUAAAUAAUCAGAAUUCUUCUGACAGUCAAACAAAUAAUGUCUCCAUUGCUGGUGUUUCACCAGUUCUUGAAUAUCAUGGCACUUUGGGGAAAACAUACCCAGGAGGUAGAAGAGGUAGAAAGAGAAGAAAGCUUUCAGAUUCUCCAAACACUGCAGCAGGAAGUGUGUUAAGAAGGAGUGCUAGGAGGCGAGCUAAGUUUUCUGCUGAAGAUCAUGAUUCUAAUGCCACUGGAUAUGAUGUUGCUGAUAGUGCAGUGCCGUCUCCAGUUGCGAGUGCAGUUUCAGAGGACCAGCCUACAAUCUCUGGAUGUGAAGAAUCUGAAGAGCCGAGUAUUCUUCCUCGAAAGCUGGAGUUACCACCAUCUACAGGAAAUAUAAAUCUAGAUGGCCUUCCAGUACUUGAUCUUUUCUCUGUUUAUGCUUUUCUGAGAUCAUUUAGUACAAUAUUAUUUUUAAGCCCAUUUGAGUUGGGGGAUUUUGUGGCAUCUAUUAGAAGCAAGUCUCCUAGUUUAUUGAUUGAUUCUAUUCAUGUUUCUCUUUUACACACUUUGAGGAAGCAUUUAGAGUUCCAAUCAAGUGAGAGUUCAACAUCAGCUACUAAUUGCCUAAGGGAUCUUAACUGGAAUCUUCUGGACUUGAUCACUUGGCCCAUCUUUAUGGUUGAGUACCUACUUAUGAAACCUGGUUUUGAUCUUGCUCGCUUGAAGUUGCUUAAGAUUGACUAUUACAAACAGCCAGAAUUUGUGAAGGUUGAAAUAUUGCAGUAUAUCUGUGAUGAUGUGAUAGAAGGGGAGGCUAUAAGUUCAGAGCUUAAUAGGAGGACACUGGUAGGAGAACCUACUAUCACCAUGGAGUCUGAUCAAAAUACAACGUUGGUGGCUUCUAAGAAAAGGAGGGCAACGAUGGCUAUUUCUGGUAGUUCAUGCAUGAGUGAGGAGGCUGUUGAUGAAACCGCAGAUUGGAACAGUGAUGAAUGCUGCCUCUGUAAAAUGGAUGGCAAUUUAAUAUGCUGUGAUGGCUGCCCUGCGGCAUUCCAUUCGAAGUGUGUAGGCAUUGCCACUAAUCUCUUGCCAGAGGGCGACUGGUAUUGUCCUGAGUGCCUAGUUGACAAUAACAACCCUGGCAUGAAUGUGGCGAAGUCAAUCCGAGGAGCAGAUCUAUUGGGAGUUGACCCGCAUGGACGAUUAUUUUAUAGCAGCUGUGGUUAUCUUUUGGUGUCAGAUCUUUGUGAUGCUGAAACCUCAUUUCAUUACUAUCAUAUGAAUGACUUGACUGCUCUCAUCAGUGCACUGAAUUUAUUGAAUGGUCCAUAUAGAGCUAUAUCAAAUACCAUCACCAAAUACUGGCAUUUAUACAAGAAAUGCUAUGUAGCAAAAAGUAAAAUGGAUUCAGCAAAUGCUUCUUUAAGUGUGGAGCCUCUUUUGAAGGUCCACAUGCCUAAUACUUAUAUGGCAACCGUGCCAUGUGAAUCUUCAGAAAUUUGUGCAAAGGAGGAGACCCUCACUGAAGAAAAACCAGGACACGAUGGCUCUAACAUGGUUAAUGCAGGAACAUUGGCUACAAAAUCUGCCAAACUAGAGAGACCAUUAGCUCCUUCUGCAGGAUCUUCUGAGAUUUCUGAGGCUUUUGUGGGCACUCAGAAAUUCUUAAAAUCCGGAUUAGAUUCAUUAAAUGGAUCUGCUGGGGUUCCUCAGAACCCUGCUUCUGUUGGAGAUCCUUAUUCAACACCAUCCAAAAUGAAUGUUGAACAAAGAAAAAAAGUUGCUUCUUCAAACUACGGCUGUGACUUGUCUAAAACAACCACAAGGAAAGGCAUGCCUCAGCAGUUAGAAAUUGGUUAUCUGAAUUUAUAUAGCUUUGCUAGAGUGGCAUCAUCAGUGGCUGGAGAAUGGACUCGUAAACCAUCAGACAAGAUCUCUCAAACACCUACGAAAUCACUGGAGGAAUUGAUUUCUGCACAGAUGAAAGCCAUAUCGAGGACAUCUAUUGACUUCUGUUGGUCAAAUAUCCAGAAUCUAAGUGUGGAUGCUAGGAAAGAAAAAUGUGGCUGGUGCCUCUCUUGCAAAUUUCCCACUGAUGAUGGGAAUUGCCUAUUCGUCAUGAAUAACACUGAUGUCUUGGGAAGUUAUACAAGUAACCUGCUAGGUUUUGGUUCAAGAAUAAGUAGGAAGGAUCGUCUUGUUGAUGUCAUGUGCCAUAUUCUUUGCAUUGAAGAUCGCUUGCAUGGUCUUCUCUUGGGUCCUUGGCUCAAUCCGCAUUUCCCAAAGCUUUAUCGUAAAAGAUUUCUUGAAGCAUCUGAUAUCGCUUCAGUUAAAGACCUGUUGCUCAUGUUAGAGUCCAAUAUUCGGUUACUUGCACUUUCGGAUGAGUGGCUGAAACAUGUGGAUUCGGUGGUUACAGUGGGCUCUGCUUCUCAUUUUGUGACAUCUAAGCUUCGUAUGCCCUCAAGAAAUGUGAUUGGAAGGAAAAGAUCUAGGUCUUUGGAUACAGAGCCCCAUGCUUCUAAAAAUGCAUCCAGUGGACUGGGUCUAUUCUGGUGGAGGGGUGGUAGGCUUACACGAAAGCUUUUCAGCUGGAAAGUUUUGCCUCACUCGUUGGCUUGCAAAGCUGCCCGACAAGUUUUGAAUUUUUUAGGUGGGGGCAAGAAGAUUGAUGGUAUAUUAUACCCUGAAAAUUCCGAUUUUCCAAAGAGAAGCAAAGCUCUUGCUUGGCGAGCUUCUGUGGAGUCAGCAACUACUGUGGAACAUCUUGCUCUUCAGGUUAGGGAAUUUGAUUCUAACAUUAAAUGGGAAGAAAUUGAGAAUACCAGUCAUCUUGCAAAAAUGGAUAAGGAAUCUAUAAAGUCAAUGAGGUCAUUUAAAAAGUCUAUAAUUCGGCGCAAGUGUUCAGAAGGAGCUGCUGUGAAAUAUCUUCUAGAUUUUGGCAAGAGAAGAUUUAUACCUGAUACCGUUGUAAAACAUGGAUCUAAGCUUGAAGAGUCAUCAAGUGGAAGGAAGAAAUAUUGGCUGGAAGAGCCCUAUGUUCCUUUGUUUCUUUUAAAAGCUUUUGAAGACAGAAGAAUUGCAUUCAAGUCCAAUAAGACGAGUCCGGGUAGCCUUCCAGUUAACCGAAGAAUGCUGAUGCCCUCUAAGAAAGUAGGUUUCUCAUACCUUUUUUCCAAAGCAGAAAAACCUGAGAACCAUUGGUGUGCGCAUUGCAAUAAGGAUGUUCCUCUCAGGGAUGCCAUAAGUUGCCAAUCUUGUGAAGGCGUUUUCCAUAAAAGACAUGUGAAGAAGACCAGUGAAGGCUUAACUGCAAAAUGUACCUAUACGUGCCACAAGUGCCAUGGUGGUGACACUCUGAAGAUCAUCCCCAAGAAGGGGAAAAUGCAUUCUAGGAAGACCAAGAAAGCCUCAAACAUCGUAAAGCCAGUGCAGUCAAAAACAACUAAAAGAGCUGGGAAAGGAAAGCAAUUGCAAGGCAAGGGUAGAGGUGUUGCUGUACCACUACGACGAUCUGCUCGGACAGCUAAAAUUGUUUCCCUGCAAUCUAAAAAGAAGCGGAAAAAGAAACAACCAAAAAAGAAGCAAGUGAAAUCUGCUGAUAAAAAGAAACAACUGAACUCUGCUGAUGAUGUGAAAAAACCGAAGGGCAAAAGAGGAAGACCAAGAAAAAUAAGAAAGGAAAGUUUUCAGAAGAAGAGAUCACAAAUGCAAACUACGUAUUGGCUCCGUGGUCUUCUCCUGUCCAGAAAGCCUGAUGAUGAACGAGUUACGAAUUUUAGGACCAGGAAUCAUCUUGUGGCUUUUGACCAGUUGGCUUCCAUCACCAAUCAACCUAAAUGUUCUCUUUGUCAUGAACCAGAAUUCCGAUCAUCAUUGAAUUAUAUCAGCUGCGAGACUUGUGGAGACUGGUACCAUGGGGAUGCUUUCGGGCUUCAAGAUGAACACAUAGGGUUUAUUAUUGGGUUCAAGUGCCACAAGUGUCGUGAAAGGGCCCCACCCGUCUGCCCCCAUCUACAUCCCAUAAUCGACGAAUCACAGAAAGACCUGUUAAGUGAUGAUGCUUCUCCAAAGCAACCUCAUGCAGAAACCAAAUCUAAUUCUAAAGAGGAUCAUGGGCCUGAGUCGGCAAUUAUUGAGCAGAGUACAGCAACCCACAAUUCUGAAGAUGUUCUUCAAAGUUCUUUAACACAUAACAAACCUCGUGUAGAAACCGUAGCUGGUUCUAAAGAAGCAAAUGGGCCAGGAUCAAGUAUUAUCCCGCACAGCAUAGCAUUGAUAGGGCCUUUGGAGGAUUCUUUUUUGAAGGAUUUUUCUGAAACGGGAAGUUUGUCGACACAUAACCUUGCGAAAAGUGGUUCUUUUGAGGCAAAAGAAUCAAGUGCCGAUACGACUGCGGUGGUUCAACAGGAAGCAAAUGCAGAUUGCGGUGAAUUGGUGGUAGAUAAACUAAAAUUACUAGUUUAGUCUAAUUAGCAUAUACGUUGGCAAAUGAAAUGAUGUGGAGUCGAUUUAUCAAAAUCAUAUUCUUCCGUCGAGUGUUUUACAAAACACAAAGUGUUUUUAGAUGGGUACUGUAGUUUUUCUCGUUAA